This is a messenger RNA of Musa acuminata subsp. malaccensis (wild Malaysian banana), 1050 nucleotides long. NCBI's taxonomy places the organism in Eukaryota, Viridiplantae, Streptophyta, Magnoliopsida, Zingiberales, Musaceae. The record is from RefSeq and is a predicted model, not a curated record.
AUGGGAACGAGGAGGAGAGGUCACUGGCCGGGGAGCAGUUACGAGGACACUGGCCACCACGAUAGUGUAGGCGAGGUUCUUGUGAGGGUAGGAGGUGGCCGAGCAGUCUCCGACUCUGACACCGGAGGAGAGGAAGAAUGCUCUGAUACCGAGGAGCACAAGCACAGAGCACUGCUCCACUUCCUCAAGAAAGCAAAGAAGCCUUUCCACGAGUUCAUGGCCGCCACGGAGGCUGAGUUUGAGCGACUGCAAGAGGCUUAUCAGAGCCUCGACGAGCGAUGGAAGGAUAAGGAACCGUUCCUGCGGCUGAUGAUCCUCGAUGGCUGCUUCAUGCUCGAGAUAAUGCGCGUCGCGACGCAGAAGUCCUCCGACCAUGGCUACGCGUACGAUGAUCCCGUCUUUAGCGGAAGUGGCAUUCACCACAUCGUGCCCUACAUAAAGCGAGAUAUGAUGAUGAUCGAGAAUCAACUGCCUCUGCUGGUUUUGGACCAACUGGUUCUCGUUGAGGGCGGAGAAGUGCGUAGACGAGCUGAUGCAAAGAUUCUGGGAGUGGAAUUCCACGGCGAGCCUGGGGCAGCGCCUCCACCCCCUUGGCGUGCUCCACAGCGUCCUGCUGAAACCCUGCAGGCAGAAGAACAAGGAUAUCAAGACGCCGAAGAUGACACGAUCAUCCGGUCGGCAGUUGAGCUGCACGAGGCCGGCAUCCGCUUCAAGACGAGCGAGUCCGACAGCCUCCUUGACAUCUGGUUCGAUAACGGUGUCCUCAGCCUGCCGAAGCUUACAGUGGACGACAACACCAAGUACAUGUUCCUCAACCUCAUGGCGUUCGAGGGCCUCCACGCCCGCGCCGGCAACGACGUCACCUCCUUCGUCUGCUUCAUGGACCACAUCAUCGACUCCGCCAAGGACAUCAACCUGCUGCACUACAAGGGGAUCAUCCUGAACGCGGUGGGAAGCGACGAGGCCGCCGCCGAGCUGUUCAACCGCCUGACCAUGGACGUGUUGAUAAACUCUAUUACCCUUAUGACCCAACAUAUGGGGUUUAUAUAG